Molecule: messenger RNA, 1164 nt
Organism: Thermochaetoides thermophila DSM 1495
Lineage: Eukaryota; Fungi; Ascomycota; Sordariomycetes; Sordariales; Chaetomiaceae
Product: putative FAD binding protein
Exons: 2
Coding region: 1-1164 (387 amino acids)
Cellular component (GO): cytoplasm
Molecular function (GO): electron-transferring-flavoprotein dehydrogenase activity; flavin adenine dinucleotide binding
Source: RefSeq, a predicted model, not a curated record
AUGGUCAAGACGGUACUCAUUUUGGGAGGUUCCCUUGCGGGGCUCCACGUCGCCCACGGGUUGCUCAAAAACAAGAAGCUUGAUGGCAAGAUCAAGGUCGUUCUGGUUUCGAAGAUGACCCACCUGUACUGGAACUUGGCCUCCGUCCGCGCCAUUAUCGACGGCAAGAUCAAGGAUGAGCAGAUCUUCAAGCCCAUCGAGCCAGCCCUGACUCGCUAUCCCGAGGAGAAGCGCGAGCUGAUCAUCGGCACCGCGACCUCUGCCGAUUUCGAUAACAAGACCGUUGAAGUUAAGCUCGCGAGCGACGGCUCCGUCCGUACCAUUCAAUAUGACCAGCUCGUUCUGGCAACCGGCGCGCGUGCCGCUGCGCCUGACAUGCCAUGGAAGGCACUCGGUGGCUACGAGGAGACCGUCAACACGCUGCAUACCCUGGCCCAACGCGCCAAGGAGGCCAGCCAUAUCGUUGUUGCAGGUGCCGGCGCGACAGGUGUUGAGCUGGCCGGCGAGCUGGGCGAUGCCUACGGCAAGAACAAGACCAUCGUGCUGCUGUCAGCAACCGACAGCUUGUUGGGCGGUGACAGCAUUGCCAAGGCGGCCGAGAGGGAACUAAAGAGUCUCAAAGUGCAGAUCCAGUACAAUGCGCGCGUCCAGACAGUGCAACAGACGACCGGCGAGGGCGGCGCCAACAAGAUGGAGCUGACGCUCGCCUCGGGCGAGACCCUGACGACUGACCUGUACUUGCCGACCCACGGCCUGAUCCCGAAUACUGAGUACAUCCCGCCGCGCUAUCUCGACUCGGAGAAUCUCAACUACCGCACUGUGCGUGUCGAUGAUUAUCUCCGCGUGCAGGAGACCACGAACGUUUGGGCGCUCGGCGACAUCAUCAGCAAGCCGCGGGCAGGCUUCUUUAUUGCGCAGAAGCAGGCCACGGUUGUCAUCAAGAAUUUGGAGUAUGCCAUCCUGGCGGAUGGGUCGAAGAAGGAGGGCAAGCUUCCGGCCGUGUUUAAGGCACCCCUGGACGUGUUUGCCUGCGCUAUUGGCCCCAAUAGUGGUGUCGGCCGUGCCGGGGGGAUCAAACUGUUCAGGGGUAUGGUGAAGAUGGUCAAGUCGAAGACGUUGGGAAUGCAGUUUGCGGAGGGCUAUAUUAACGGGAAGGCUGCGUAA